Molecule: messenger RNA, 1264 nt
Organism: Cucumis melo (muskmelon)
Lineage: Eukaryota; Viridiplantae; Streptophyta; Magnoliopsida; Cucurbitales; Cucurbitaceae
Product: ADP-ribosylation factor-like protein 8a
Exons: 6
Coding region: 369-923 (184 amino acids)
Biological process (GO): protein transport
Molecular function (GO): GTP binding; GTPase activity
Source: RefSeq, a predicted model, not a curated record
AAAUGGCUGACGGUAACCACUCUCUCCAAUAGGCGCGUGGUCUUUCCAAAAUAAACCAUUCCCCCAUUAUAAUUCGAAAUUCAUCCAUCGCCUUUCUUUCUUUUUCGCUCUCUCUCUCUCUCUCUCUCUCUAUUUGAGCUUGAAAAGGAGAAUGGCGAAAUUGCCUUUCUGAUCUACAGCGAAGAAGCGGAAGAAAGGCGAAGCUUUCCCGCAUUGAUUUUCUCUUGUUGAUCGAAACCCUAGAAUAAAGGAACAGGAAGAAGAAGAAGAAGGAGCUGAAGCUGAAGAAGAAGAAGAAGAAGAAGAAGAAGAAGAAGAAGAAGAAGAAGAAGUUUUUCGUUUUUGUUUAUUGAGCAUUCUGGUUCACGAUGGGUUUGUGGGAAGCGUUUCUCAAUUGGCUUCGAAGCCUCUUUUUCAAGCAAGAGAUGGAAUUAUCUCUGAUUGGGCUUCAGAAUGCUGGAAAAACAUCACUUGUAAAUGUUAUUGCAACGGGUGGAUACAGUGAAGAUAUGAUCCCAACGGUAGGAUUUAACAUGAAGAAGGUGACAAAAGGAAAUGUAACAAUAAAGCUUUGGGAUCUUGGAGGCCAACCAAGAUUCCGUAGCAUGUGGGAAAGAUAUUGUCGUGCAGUUUCUGCCAUUGUUUAUGUUGUGGAUGCCGCUGAUUACGAGAACUUGUCUGUUUCAAGAAGUGAGCUUCAUGACUUGUUGAGUAAGCCUUCACUUAAUGGAAUUCCAUUGCUGGUAUUGGGUAACAAGAUUGACAAACAAGGAGCUCUGUCGAAGUCGGAUCUCACAGAACGAAUGGGACUCAAGUCUAUCACUGAUAGAGAAGUCUGUUGCUAUAUGAUUUCCUGCAAGAACUCAACCAAUAUCGAUACGGUCAUUGAUUGGCUCGUAAAGCAUUCAAAGUCGAAAAACUAAGCUGCAGUGGCUGCAAUCUCCGCUUCCAACGUUUAAUUGUAAGAGGCAUGUUUCUAGUUGGCAAAUAUGUCGGUUGUUCUUGUCCAUCUGAGCUUUUGCUGAUAUAUGAAUAUCCAACUUCCCUGUCCUGUUGCUGUGUUUAUACCUUCGCACAUACCUAUUAUGUACAUUGGUUUAGAUUUGUAUUUGAUGAGGGCUGUGAUUCUCUUGUUGGAAGGAAAAAAAAAAGGAGGGAAAACAGAGCUUGAUUUUGAUUGUUGCUAUAACUUCCAUUUGACUAUGUGGAUUGUCAUCUAAACAUUUUUCCCUUUGUGUAUGAUUCUAUCUGUUACUUGGACUAA